This is a messenger RNA of Anopheles funestus (African malaria mosquito), 2454 nucleotides long. RefSeq lists its product as uncharacterized. The coding region runs from base 356 to 2377 and encodes 673 amino acids. The transcript is spliced from 4 exons. NCBI's taxonomy places the organism in Eukaryota, Metazoa, Arthropoda, Insecta, Diptera, Culicidae. The record is from RefSeq and is a predicted model, not a curated record.
CCAACUAACCUCACGACGGCUGUUUCUAUGUGCUAGAGCGAGAGCGACUGAUGUUUUCACUCUGUUGCCCUUACAGACCUAAUGGACGAGGCGAAUUGAUGGAAAUAAAAUAUGAGAAUGUGUUAGUGCGUUUGUCCGUACCUUUGAACAUAUGAGCCAAAGAAGAAGAACAAGAAAGGAGAAGUUUGGUAAAAAGAACUUUGUUUACCAUUCUGCUUCGGUAUUUUGGACAGUGAAGAACUAAAUCUGGUGCUCAAAUAUAAUUGUUACAGUGUAAUAAAGGUGUGUUAGGUGCGGGAACAAUAACCAAAACAAAAAUAAGUGAUUUUAUAAUAAAUUAAUAAAUAAUUAAAGCAUGGAUGCUCAGCAAGUGCGUCGCAGUAAACAGUACUACCGGCGUAAAGCCAAAAUAGCGGCAGUUAUGCGUACAAGGGAAUGUACAUGUCAGUGCACUUGUGUGGAUGGUUUACCUACUUCUGUGAAUGAGCCUAGAAUCGAAGCAGCUGCUUCAAGUGAUGCUGAACCUUAUCCUUUCUCUGAUGAGUCGGGCGCCAUUGAAGAGAACGCGGACAUUCCACUGGAUGAUGUGGUAUCAGAUGACGACGACGAUGACGAUAUCAACACCGAAGAAUCUUUAGAGUUUGAUUUUAGUCAACGCUCCAUGGAAGCCUGCUUGCAAUUUUGGGCUUUAAAAACAAACACGCCUCAUACAUCGAUCAACAUGAUAUUGAGAAUCAUCCGAGAAAAAACUUCUUGCGUUGUGCCGAAGGAUGCUCGUACUCUGUUACACACUAGCAGGGUACCAAAAGAAAUUGUUGCUGUUGAAGGGGGUCGUUUUUGGUACAAUGGAGUUGCUAACUGCCUCAAUAUCCGAUUCAGUGGAAAUCAACUAGGAAACGUUACCGAGCUUAAGCUAAAAUUCUUUGUCGACGGAUUGCCUCUACACAGAAGCAGUGAAACCACAUUUUGGCCGAUUUUAAUGUCUAUCGAGGAUAUGCCCCACAUACCACCUAUGGCAGUGGCUAUAUUCUACGGGUCAUCGAAGCCGGGUUCAGUAGAACAAAUUUUGCGGCCUUUAGUAGAGGAAUUAAAUUUGCUGCUCGUGCAGGGUAUACGUCUUGGUGUACAGCAAACGCUGGUGAGGCUAAAAGUUUUGGCAUUUGUGGCAGAUUCACCUGCUCGUAGCUUUAUAAAAGCGUGCGUUAGCUGCAACGCCGGAGAAGGGUGUAUGAAAUGUAAGGUUAACGGACGUCGCCAUCCGAGAUCAAGGGCCGUUACAUAUUCGGGAAUCAACCAUCCACCCCGCACGGACGCUGAGUUUAGGCAGGGAAUUUACGUUGGACAUAGAGUAGGCAAUUCACCACUCUUAGAUUUAGGAUGUUUUGAUAUAGUGAAGGACGUGUUAGUCGGUGAUAAACUUCACUUGAUAGAUCUAGGAGUUACUCGUAAACUAUUACAGGGAUGGGUGUAUGGCAUGAGGGGAGCAAUCAAAUGGUCCGAUCAAACUUUCUUGCGCAUUUCUAGUUUUUUGAAAAGCAUUACUCUUCCUUCUGAAGUGAAUCGCAAGCUACGUGGUUUAGAUGAUUUGAAAUAUUGGAAAGGAUCUGAGUUAAGCAGUUUUUUGCUUUAUGCCAGCAUUGUAGUCCUCAGAGGUAACAUAUCAGCUGAAGCAUAUCAGCAUUUUAUGUUAUAUUUUGUUGCAAUAACGCUGUUGUCUUCAAAUGUGUAUAAAGAUCUUUGGGACGAUGCUUCUGACAUGCUUAGCGAUUUCGUUUCGAAUUAUGAUGAAAUUUACGGAGAAGGUUUCAUUAGUAGUAACGUGCAUAAUCUGCUGCAUGUAACUGAAGAAGUUAAACGUUUUGGACCUCUUAAUACAAUGUCUACUUAUCCCUUUGAAAACGCUCUCCAACACAUGAAGGGUAUGCUUAGAAACGGACAUAGAUGCUUAGAGCAAACAGUGAACAGGUACUCUGAGUUCGAACAGUUAAACUUUCCUAAAAAGACACCGGCUAAUGAAACGACUUUGAAGGGAUCAGGUGACAAUGUUGUUGUAACCAUGCCGGACUUUAUUUUAAAAUCUAAUAAUCGCGACGGCUGGUUUCUUUCGCCAGAAAAAGAGGUAAUUAGAUUUUUUUCUGCAGAUAAAUCGUCCGGAACUAUAAAAAUUAUCGGUAGAAAGUUGAUUGAUCCGGAGGAAUAUUUCGAUGAUCCUGUGUCAUCAGGGGUGAUCAAUAUUUGUAAGGGUAAAAUUUCAAAUUUAUCUCCUAACUCAAUCGAAUAUGAACUAUCUGACAUCAAGGCUAAGAUGGUUGCCAUCAAAUUAGACAACGAGGGACAUACGAUGUUUGCCCCACUUGUUCACACGCUAAUAGAUUAGGUUUAGGCUAAGGUAGCUUUGGCAAAAUAAUUAUUUUUACUUCAUGUUUUGUAAUAAACAUUUUAUUAAUGAUUAAA